Molecule: messenger RNA, 922 nt
Organism: Triticum aestivum (bread wheat)
Lineage: Eukaryota; Viridiplantae; Streptophyta; Magnoliopsida; Poales; Poaceae
Product: acyl-coenzyme A thioesterase 13
Exons: 4
Coding region: 150-629 (159 amino acids)
Molecular function (GO): fatty acyl-CoA hydrolase activity
Source: RefSeq, a predicted model, not a curated record
GCUGCCACUGCCAGCCAACCACGCUCGCACACCGCAGGUAUCCACCCACAUUGUCUUUGUGUUGCGUGCCCCGCCAAACCCCCGCAACUCUUUCCCCGAUCCGGCGGCGACCACUACCUCGUCGCCGGCCCCAGCGCCACCGCCGCGCCAUGGACCCGGAGGCGGUGCGGAGGACCCUCGAGCCCACCGCUUCCGCCGCGGACAUCUCGGGCUCCACCCCUUACGACUCCUUCGUCAUCAGCGGCGUCCGCCUCGAGGCCGCCGAGCACGGCAGCGUCCUCUGCUCCUUCGUCGUCACCCCCCGUAUCGCCAGCCCCCAAGGGUACCUUCUCAGCGGCGUCACGGCAACGCUCGCCGACCAGUUGGGCUCGGCCGUGUUCUUCUCCAGCGGGGUGGGCACGAGCGGGGUCUCCCUCGAGAUCAGCGUGUCCUACGUCGACACGGCCGCCGUCGGGGGGCUACAUCGGUUCAACACUAAUUACUUUUGGAUAAGUAAUUUACUAUCCAUUUGUGAGAGCUCACUGAGGUAUCACUUAGGUGCCGACUGGGCUCUCAGUGGUACCUCCAUUGGUAUCAUGUGUACAACUAACCAGUUUGUGAUGGUAACAAGUUGUUGGAAGAUGACAUGAGUGAACUGGGGAAGAAAUAGAGGUUGAGGCGAAGCUAUUGCGUGCUGGAAAAUCAGUCGGUGUUAUCUCUGUUGAUUUCAGGAAGAAAAGGAGUGGCAAAUUGAUGGCUCAGGCGCGUCAUACAAAGUACCUUGCUGUAUCUAGCAGAUUGUGAGGAUUCCCUUCAGUUGUAAGAUAAAAACAUGGUUUUGUCCAGCUCUUCGCUGCCCUUUAUCAAUAGACAACAGCAACACAAUGUAGUGCUCCAUUGUUUAAGAAAGGCUGGUUAUAUCCAUAUGAAAUUCUGUAACGCA